Alternaria infectoria is the source of this 1566-nucleotide messenger RNA. RefSeq lists its product as uncharacterized. The record is from RefSeq and is a predicted model, not a curated record. The transcript has a single exon. Bases 1 to 1566 code for a protein of 521 amino acids. NCBI's taxonomy places the organism in Eukaryota, Fungi, Ascomycota, Dothideomycetes, Pleosporales, Pleosporaceae.
AUGGGCUACUUCAUGAGCUACAUCAAAUACUUCCUCACGCACCCUAUCCUCUUCAUCUACGAAGUCAUACAAUAUUUGCUCGACUUUGUGCUCUCGCCAGCACCGCCGCCACCACAUGCAAACCUCGUACGCCCUAAGAUUGCAGUCAUCGGCGCGGGCCUAACAGGCGUAUCCGCUGCAUCGCACAUCGUCGGCCAUGGCUUCGACUGUCACAUCUUCGAAGCCGGAUCCAAAAAGAAUCUCGGCGGAAUUUGGAGCCGGGUGAACAACACGUCUGGUCUGCAAAUCCACUCGCUCAUGUACCGAUUCCACCCUUCGGUGCACUGGAGCAAAGGAUAUCCGGAUCGCCAGCAGAUUGUAUCACAGAUCAGGUCCCUUUGGGAGCGAUAUGGUCUUGAGAGUAAGACGGAGUUUAACAUACGUGUUGAGAAGGUGUACAAAGAUCCUCACGGACGAUGGAUCAUCAACGACCCCUCUCACGGACGAUUCGAUGGCGUCAUUGCUGCGAUUGGCACCUGUGGUGACCCUAAGAUGCCAACACUUCCCGGUCAAGAGCACUUCAAAGGCGAGAUCUGGCACAGUUCGCAACUUGACGGUAAAGUCGCCAAAGGAAAGAAGGUCGCCAUUAUAGGCGGCGGUGCCUCAGCCGUCGAAGCCCUUGAAUUUGUCGCCAGCGCAGAAGCAGAACACGCCAAUGUACUGGCUCGAUCCGAGAAAUGGAUUAUUCCGAGAAACCCAUUCAUCGACAGUCUUCUCGCUUUCAACAUAUUCGGAAUGGAGACCAUCUUCAGUUGGAUUCCGGAGUAUGUCCUACGUCUCUUCUUCUACCGCGAUCUCUACGACAUUUCACCAGCACCCAACAGCGGAAAGGGUCUCUUCACCGAAACACCGAUGGUAAACGACUCAGUCCUCGACCUCAUCCGCUCAGGUGAAGCAUCAUGGCUCCGCGGCGAUAUCUUGGGCUACGACGAGUCUGGCACCGGCAUCAAAUUUAACAAGCGCGCACGAGGUGUCCCCAAGAACGGACCUGGGUCCGAGAAACUGGUCGAAGCCGACAUCGUCAUCACGGCGACCGGUUACAAGCGUCCAAGCCUAGGCUUCCUCCCAGACGAGGUCUUCAACGAGCCAUAUGAACCACCAAACUGGUACCUCCAGGUCUUCCCACCAGAUCACCCUUCCAUUUGCGCAAACAACUGCACUUACGUCAACGCCAUCGGAACGGUCGGCAACUACCACAUCGGCAUCUACACGCGCUUCCUACUCAUGUACCUCGUCGACCCACUCGCUCGGCCGCGUACUUGGUGGAUGAAGCGCUGGAUCGAUAUGACGCGGUUCAUCAAGACCAAGGCUCCCGGUGGCGCUUUCGACUUCUUCACGUACUCGGAGCUCAUCUACUGGUUCUUGUUCACGAUCGCGAUCAACCCGUUCAGGUGGAAGUGGGCGGCUUUUGUGUUGUGCGGUAUUGGUAAGGGAUUGCCGUUGAGUGUGGUCGAGCAGGAAGACAGGGCAAGGGAUGGCCUGGGUAUGAGGCAUAUUUUAAGCAACCAUGAUAACGGGGAGGAUUAG